Messenger RNA from Cordyceps militaris CM01, 1044 nucleotides. RefSeq names its product transcription initiation protein. Gene Ontology annotation, molecular function: TBP-class protein binding; RNA polymerase II general transcription initiation factor activity. Lineage: Eukaryota; Fungi; Ascomycota; Sordariomycetes; Hypocreales; Cordycipitaceae. Bases 1 to 1044 code for a protein of 347 amino acids. Gene Ontology annotation, cellular component: nucleus; transcription preinitiation complex. The transcript has a single exon. Gene Ontology annotation, biological process: transcription preinitiation complex assembly; transcription initiation at RNA polymerase II promoter. The record is from RefSeq and is a predicted model, not a curated record.
AUGCUACCGCCUGCCGCCGGUGACGGCUCAGGCACUGGGUUUCAGGAGGACCUCAAUAAUGUUCUCUGCUGUCCCGACUGUCGGGAAAUUCCCCCCAACCUGGUGGAGGAAUUCUCCAGCGGAGACAUGGUGUGCCAGAGCUGCGGUGUCGUGGUAGGCACGCGCAUCAUUGACACGCGAUCUGAAUGGCGUACAUUUGCCAACGACGACCAGAACGGAGAUGAUCCCAGUCGUGUGGGUGGCCCCCAGGAUGAGUUCGUCGAGGGACAGCAGCUCGCCACGUCGGUUGCCUUUUCCGAGUCUCGUCAGCACAAGAACCUGUUACGUGUGCAAAACAACACCAACCAGGAUAAGCAGCAGAGGGGCCUCAUGCAAGCGUACAAGGAGAUUGUGUCACUAUGCGAGGCUAUCAACAUGGGUCAGAACGUAUCCAAUGCCGCCAAACACAUUUUCAAGCUUGUGGACAAGUACAAGUUUAUGAAGGGCAAGCCGCAAGAGGCUGUGAUUGCCGGCUGCAUCUUCAUCGCAUGUCGCCAGAACAACGUACCUCGCACGUUCCGAGAGAUUUUCAACCUGACGAGUGUGAGCAAGAAGGAAGUUGGCAGAGUCUUUAAGCAGCUACAAAACUUCUUGCAAAAGCUGCAGGACACAGAGGGUGAGGCGACGGGCCUCAAUACCGUCACCAACUACGAGAAUACAUCGGUUGGUGCUGAGGACCUGUGUAGCCGCUACGUAUCGCAGAUUGGCUUCAAGGCGCAGCAGAAGAUUUCCAAAAUUUCUCGCGAGCUUGCCGAGCAGGCGAACGAUAUUGCAGCACUAGCGGGCCGCUCGCCGUUGUCGGUGGCGGCUGCAUGCAUCUACAUGGCCUGCCACCUGGUGGGCGAACCGAGGGCAUCGCUCCCCAUUGCCAAACAGGCUGGCGUUAGCGACGGCACGGUCAAGACAGCGUACAAGCACCUGUUUGUAGCGCGCGAACGUCUCAUCAAGAAGGAAUGGCUUGAUGACGGAGGCAACAUGGACAACAUCCCGCAGGUGCAGCUUUAG